This is a messenger RNA of Engraulis encrasicolus (European anchovy), 1160 nucleotides long. RefSeq lists its product as uncharacterized. The coding region runs from base 63 to 1058 and encodes 331 amino acids. Lineage: Eukaryota; Metazoa; Chordata; Actinopteri; Clupeiformes; Engraulidae. The transcript has 3 exons. The record is from RefSeq and is a predicted model, not a curated record.
GGGACACAGCAGAGACCUGCAUUGUUCCUUCAUCUGAACACUGAUAGAGAAUUCAUCUUGCAAUGGCGAGUACUGAACACCAGGUGUGGGUUGGCUUCAUCGAUGGCCUCCUUCCAGUGGUGGGAUCUGUGAAAGAGGCUGUGGAGUGGGUUCUGGCUGUAGCUGCUGAUGAAAAAGCUCUGGCAGAGGAGAAACUCAAAGUCAUCAAUGGACGGCUUGAACUGAAGAGCAAACAUGAAUUCUCGAGGGCUUCGUCAGGAUAUGCAUCUGACAGCUCAUCAUCGUCAUCCUCUUUACCCUCCAUGAAAUCAGCUGGUCAGGCUGCAAUGGAUGUGGAAAGUGUUGCUGUUACGGGCCUGAAGGACUACAUCAUAGAACCGCCAAAGGGAAAGGGGAAAGGAAGGCCACAGCCAGGGGGGGCACAAUUGAGAUCUAAGUCUGAUCCGGCGCAACUGAAAGCGAUUGAAGACAGGACACGGGAGAAGAUCCAUAAGAUCAACCAGAACUUCGAGUUCAGGAUCCCUCUUGGGGAUGAUGGUAACAGGUCUGAUAGGGGAGAGCAUGUUAUCAACAAUGGUGUCAUUUCAUUUUACCACAGAACUGUGGAGGAUUUCACGAGGGAGUACUCAGGGGUAAUUACUAGGCCUAUUGGUAUUGAGCCUCCCCUUCAUAAUGACAUCCGUGAUGCCAUUCAGAAUGUAUUGGUAGUGGAGUUUAACGCAGAUGAGCUGUACAUCAAUGCUAAUGCACUGAUAUAUGGUGAGUACAGUCGAGUGCUGAAGCAGGCCCUUAAUGAUUGGCUGUUACCAGCCCAGGAAGAUGUUGAAGGAGCACAGGAGGAUGUUGUUGCGCGUGUGAACCGCAUUGUACAGAUCAUGAAUGACGAGCAGGCUUAUGUUGAUGAGAUGGCAAGGGACAAAUAUAUUGGGAAUCAGAACGAGAGACGAGUUCGUGUUGAGACUAUCAGAGGACGGGUGGUAGAUAUGUUUACCAAUUGGCUGCACUAUUUUCAACCUGCUAAAAAUGAAAUUGACAUCGCAUUUGGCCAAGUGCACUGAGAGGAUGAAUAGCUUAGUCAAGGAUUUGUAUAGGAUAGAAGUUCAAGCAAAUAAUUGUUUUGUGAACCUAUGACAUGUAUUAGGCUUAAAAAGGAUUUGGUU